Molecule: messenger RNA, 4300 nt
Organism: Chelonus insularis
Lineage: Eukaryota; Metazoa; Arthropoda; Insecta; Hymenoptera; Braconidae
Exons: 2
Coding region: 1038-2720 (560 amino acids)
Source: RefSeq, a predicted model, not a curated record
UCCUCAUCGGUUCCCGUCAAGUUCUCCAAAGUCUCCGCAGUCUGGCACCAACCGUCAACAUAGCAAGACCUUGUGCGUGUGUUACUUGAUUUUUAUCGUGUGUGCAAAUUUAAAGGUGCCAAAGUUUGUUAUUGAAGCGUUGGCAUUUAAAUAACUCACAUAAAGAAAUCCGUGUUCUGGGGUUUUUAAAUUAUUUUUACGUAAUUUAAAAAUUGUUUGACGGCUCGUGGGAACAACCAAGAAUUACCGGGUAGAUUAAGAGUGCACGAGACUUGACUCUACGGGCAACCUUUCAAAACUGAAUGGUCGCAUUUUAAUUGAUGAGUUUAGUGAAGGGAAUAGAUAGAGAUCAUAGGAAAAUUAUUAUGGAAAAGCAUGUGUGAAUUGUCGAGACCUAAGAAGAGGAAGAAUAUAUAAGAAAAUAAUAUCAGGAGCCGCACCUUUAGAUUCCUUGGUCGACUUGGAGCCAAGUGAGAGGUGUGCUUUCGUGAGCUGUAACAAGGAAGAGAGUAGAAAAGAAAAGAAAGGAGAUACCUCCUGAGAGAGUAGGAGGAGAAGGAGGACGAAUUCCAAGGGGGCACGUAUGUACAGCUCCGACGCCACUGGUUAGCCGCAUACCAAGCGAGCGAGAGGUCUUGUGGGAAAAGGGGAGAAAAAGGAAUGAGGAGAGAAGGACGUGUAGUGUGGGGAGUCACGCUGUAAGCUACACAGAAUAAGUGGAGGGAUCACCGCCGCGAGUGGGACAGUAACUCGUCACGAGGAAGUGAGUGAGACAGAAACUCUCUCAGGUAAGAGAGGCUUGGUGGCGAAGAAGGCAGCCAUAAUGGCCUAACGCGAUCUCCGUGAGGCAGCUACAGCUGCUGCAAAAUCGUGAUCGGUACGAGAAUAUCCUGUAGAGUGAUUUUGCAACAAGAUUGAGUCACAUCUAGUGCUAUUAAUCUGCCAGAAGGUCCUUUCUUACGCAGCUGUGCAGGUUUUCGACAUCUGAAGUAUUUUUUUCUUCUGUCAGACCAUUUAAAUCUUAAGCUCAGGAAACAAUGAGGGGUUCAAAUCAAGACACUGCGACUCCUUAUUGUCGUUGUCGAGUCCUUUAUCUUGGCAGUUCAGUUCCUCAUGCAAGCAAAGAAGGGCUUCUUGGAGUGCAAGAGCCCUUACGUGAGCUAUAUCCGGAACAAGGUGCACUUGGAGCACGUGGUAUUGAUUCCUGGUUAAGUGUGUGGAGCAAUGGUUUACUUUUGGAGAAUGUUGAUGAACAUCGGAAGAAAGUUACAAGGUUUUUUCCUAUCGAAUCAUUACAUUAUUGUGCAGCAGUGCGACAUGUGAAGGGAGGUAGUGGUGAUUCUUCAACUACUAGAUUUUUACCGCUUGAUUCGCCGUUUGCUAGGAAUCCUAGCGCUAAUCAUCCACCUCUCUUUGCGGCUGUAUUACGUCGUACAACCGGGAUUAAAGUUCUGGAGUGCCACGCCUUCAUCUGUAAGCGUGACAUGGCAGCCAACGCCCUGGUAAGAUGCUGCUUUCAUGCGUAUGCAGAUAGUAGUUAUGCCAAAGGUCUUGACCCCUCAAUGGCAACCAUCACAAACAGUGAACCACCAGCAAGUUCACAUCACGCCAAUGGAACGAACGGUAAUGGCAGUCUAUAUCACACACUUGGUGGUUCAAGUACUACCUUAGACAAUAAUAGUCCUCUGGGAACUAGAUUGGACACUGCAUCUAAUGAUGAUAUCAGUCUUUAUAAUGGUGAUGAAAAUCAUAAAGUAUGGGCAAAGGGCAGAGAUGAAGUUGAUGCCGUAUAUCAAGAGCAAGGAACUAUGAGAAGCACUCGAGGAUCACGACCGAGACAAUUAAUAGCUCCUCCACCUCCGCCUCCACCUCCACCACCGCCAUCUCAACCUCUUCUUACAGAAGAAUCCACAUCUUCAACUAGAAGAAAAGCAAAUAAAAAAUUAAAAAAAUUAAAAAAUCGUACCGCACAUGAAGAACCUAUGCAGAUUACUCAUCAUCCUCAUCAAAUACAUCCUCAAGCUAUUUAUACAAAUGGUCAUGGCCAUCAUACUCUUGGACAUCCAAUCAGACAACAGCAUUAUCACUCGCAUCAAAUGCCACCAACUAGUAGGUCUGUCGCAGGUACUCUUGCUAGACCAGCUCCAGUGCUUUUAGUACCAGCAGCAACUCUUCCGCGGAAAGCUCAUCAUCAUCCCAGAGGUAUACGACCGAUACCAGCAGCAGCACCAAUAGUUCCGGUUUAUGCUCCUUUACCAGUAGUGCCACCGCCACCAGCUGCACUUUAUCAGCCUACUUAUGGCACUUCAGGUAAUCGAGGAAGACGACAUCAGGAGGUUGAUUCUUCUACUUUGGGUGUAAACAGAAGACUUGCAGCUUCACAUGCAGAUUUAACAGCAUCUCCUGAAAAUACGAAUACUGACAAUCAAGAUAAUGAUUCACGUUACGGAACUGGAAUAUAUAGACGCAAAGGUCAUUUAAAUGAACGAGCUUUUUCCUACAGUAUCAGAGCAGAGCACCGUAGUAGAAGUCAUGGAAGUCUUGCAUCACUAGGGUUCACGUCUCAGAACGGAUCAGCUCUGCCUAAAGAAGAAAAGAAAGACCGGGAGAUUGCACAAAUGGUUGCUGGCUUGAAUCUUGAUGAUGGCCAUGAUAAAACAUCCUAUAAUCGAGCUAAUCAUCAUCCACCUCAGCCCCUACCGAGACCACGACCUCGUUAAACUGUUGCGGUUCAUUGAGUUAUUGGAAACGGGAAGAUGUGGUAAAAUCAAUCAAUACAUACGUACAGUGACAAUGAUUGAUUUAUUACAGAUGGAAAUUGAUAUUCAAGGUUUUUAAUCAUCAUCGAUAUUAUCUGGAUAUUAAAUAGAUAUUGAUUAUCUAUUGCCACUGAUCGACGAAAUUGAUACAGGGCAUAAAAAAUCAAUGAGAUACAUUGCUCAUUGCUCAUUAGUCGUACAUUGACUUCUUCAUUUUAUGACGAUAGAUACUCAUUUCAACAAGAAAAUUAAAGAAUAAUCUUCUGUAUGUUGUUUUCAAGCUAAUUGAGCGGAUGGGAACAAUAUAAUUGUAGUCACGCUGUCAUGUUAUACACCUAAUGCUCGAGGAUGUUGACUUUACGAAGCGCAACAGAGUUGCACAGAAAAUUAAACAAAAUGUAUAGGAUCUUAUAAAAAUUUUUAAUAUAAAUCUUACUUCGAACUAUUACGUUUUAUAUAUAACAUGUGAAACUAUUGAAUAAAUUAUAUCGGGCCAAAUGGCCUGAGUGUACAUACACGUGAUUACAAGUGGUGUAAAGAUGUAUGGUAUGCAAAAGGUAAGAGUCAGUUACAAUUAUACUGUUUAACGCUAAUCAGUUAUCCAGUCUAUUUAUAGAAAUGAGCUCUGAGUAAAUAAAAUUAUUUUUUAACCACACUGAUAAUACGUAUGGCUGGUGGUUGGAGCCAAUCUUUUGUGCAGGAGUCAAUAAAGCAUGACGUAAUAAUGAAGGCUUUGGUGAACAUCAGCAAGAAGAAAAUUUAAUAUCAAGUUUUUAUGUCACAUAUCAUAAAAUAAAACGAAAAGGAUGCGAUUACAUCAUCUUCACAGAUAAUAGAAAUGAUGACAACCAGAUGCAAUUUUGUUAUUCAUGGUUAUAUUGUCGAUGAGUUUCGAGGUCAAUGUGUAGCUUCUUCACUCUCUGAAUCCUUAUCAUUAUCAUGCAAAAUAAUAAAACGUUUCCCAGUGCCCGCAUAAACUAAAUUUUAUAACGGGAAAAAUUUUUGUACGCUGAGAAUUUUCAUUGCUCGCAUAUUGAGCUCGUCGACUGAAAAAUAAUCUACAAUUUUCAUAAUAAACAACUGUUAAAUCUAUACUUAUACUAUAGAUUACAUACUUGAAUUUUUUUCAAUAUAUUUACCAAAUGAAUGAGUCAGUGCAAAAAAGAUUAUAUUGUUACUAUAAAUAAAAUGGCGCCAUUUAUUUUUAAUUUCUCUUGGAAUCAUGAUAAUUGAUAUUACUUAAUUAUUAACUCUUUAAUAAUGUAUUUAUAAAUUUUUAUCUUUCAAAUUAUCUAUUUUAAUUGGAUACACGUAAUUAACUUGACAUUCAGGGACAAUGUUUGAAAUCGUGUUUACAUAAAAAUAUUAAAAGUGAUAAAAAAUAUUUAGUGUACAAUGUCAUAGUUUGUCGCUUAGUCAAUGGAAAUCUAAUAUGAAUACUCAUCAGUGUUAGAAAAUUAAAAACAUUUUUUAAGUAUUUAAAAAAAAUUGUCCCAGAAUUCUUAUCAGCAACCAUAGGAUUUUAGUGAGUUAACAGUAAG